UUCCACGAUACCAAACAUUAUUCCUGAUUCCUCCAUCUCCAAGUUACCGCUCCCGACCAAGAUAUCCAACUUCAUUUUCUACUGUAAACCCUAACCCUAGCCCUAGAUCCAAUUCUCUUCGAUCUCCACACCAUCUACCAGCUUCAUGACCCCCACACCAUGAACAACAACCUUUCACCUCAAUCACCCUUCACCACCACCGAUCACACCUUCUCCCCUCCGCCUUCCCCCUCCGGCGACGAAAUCACUGAACAAACAUGGUACGGCAACAUCCAGUACCUCCUCAACAUCUCCGCCAUCGGCACCAUCACCUGCCUCCUCAUCUUCCUCUUCGUCAAGCUCCGCAGCGACCACCGCCGCAUGCCCGGCCCCACCGCCAUCGUUUCAAAGCUUCUCGCCGUCUGGCACGCCACCGGCCGCGAGAUCGCCCGCCACUGCGGCGCAGAUGCUGCUCAAUUUCUUCUAAUUGAAGGAGGUAGUUUUGUACUUGUUGUUUUGAUUGCGGUUAUUUCUGUUACUGUUUUGUUACCAUUGAAUUUGUAUGGUGGAAGUGUGGCUAUGGUGGAUCAGUUUUCCAUGACUACUAUUAGUCAUAUCGGUAAAGGUUCGAAGCUGCUUUGGAUUCAUUUUGUGUUUGUUGUGUUUGUGGUUGUGUUGGUGCAUUAUGGGAUUAAUGAGAUUGAAGGGAGGUUGAGGAUAACUAGGUUUAGAGAUGGGUAUGGGAACCCUAGUGAUCCGAGUAGUGCGAAUUCCUCGGCUGUGUUUAGUUUAAUGAUACAAGGGAUUCCGAAAAGUAUAGGGCCCGAACGGGAUGCGUUAGUGGAGUAUAUUCGGGAUAAGUAUCCGGGGAAGGUUUAUAAGGUUGUUAUUCCGAUGGAUUUAUGUGCGUUGGAUGAUUUGGUUACGGAUUUGGUUAAGGUUAGGGAGGAUGUUACGAAGCUGGUUAAGAAGAUGGAAUCGCGUGCGUUGGUUUAUGAGGAUAUGAAUUAUGGGAUUUUGGUUGAUUUUCAUGAAGGGUUUCACGGAAAGUUGCUUGCAUUAUGGCAGGGGUUGAAGGAUUUGUGGAGGCGAGUUAAGGAGGAGUUAGGGUUUUCGGAUGAUGAAAAGUUGAGACGGUUGCAAGAGCGUAGAGCUGAUUUGGAAAUGGAAAUGGCGGCUUAUAAGGACGGAAGAGCGAAGGGUGCUGGAGUUGCGUUUGUGGUGUUUAAAGAUGUUUACACUGCGAAUAAAGCGCUUCAAGAUUUUCGUAACGAGAAGAAGAAACGGAUAGGGAAGUUCUUCUCGGUAAUGGAGUUGCAGCUUCAGAGGAACCAUUGGAAAGUUGAAAGGGCGCCGUUAGCUACUGAUAUUUAUUGGAACCAUGUAGGAUCAACAAAAUUAUCGUUGAAGCUUAGAAGAGUGUUUGUGAACACAUGCCUGUUGUUACUGCUUCUGUUUUGUAGUUCUCCGCUUGCUGUAAUUAGUGCUCUCCAGAGUGCGGGGAGGAUAAUUAACGCAGAAGCGAUGGAUAACGCUCAAUCAUGGUUAACGUGGCUACAAAGCUCAAGCUGGUUAGCAACUAUAAUAUUCCAGUUUCUCCCCAAUGUUCUUAUUUUUGUAAGCAUGUAUAUAAUCGUUCCUUCGGCUCUUUCGUAUCUUUCAAAGUUCGAACGACACUUGACGGUUUCCGGUGAGCAAAGGGCUGCGCUUUUGAAGAUGGUAUGCUUCUUUCUGGUAAACUUAAUUCUUUUAAGGGGCAUGGUUGAAUCAUCGCUAGAAAGUGCAAUCUUGAAAAUGGGUAGGUGUUAUUUGGACGGUGAAGAUUGUAAAAGAAUCGAACAAUACAUGAGUGCUUCUUUCUUGUCAAGAUCAUGCCUUUCAUCUGUGGCGUUUCUCAUCACAAGCACGUUUUUAGGGAUUUCUUUCGAUUUGUUGGCACCGAUACCAUGGAUCAAGAAAAAGCUUAAGAAGUUUAGAAAAAACGAUAUGCUGCAACUUGUACCCGAACGAGAAGAGUAUGCUCUUGAAGAGAAUCAAGAAACCGAAGGCCUCGAGAGACCACUAAUCUCUGCAGAUAACUCUGAUUUACAUGAACAAGAUCUUUCUGAAUACCCCAUUAGCUGGACCUCACCCGUGCCCAAACAAGCGUUUGACUUUGCACAAUAUUACGCGUUCAAUCUGACAAUAUUUGCGUUGACUUUGAUUUAUUCGUCAUUCUCCCCACUUAUCGUCCCUGUGGGUGCAAUCUAUUUCGGGUAUAGGUAUGUGGUUGACAAGUACAAUUUUUUAUUCGUGUACAGAGUGCGGGGGUUUCCAGCUGGAAACGAUGGGCGGUUAAUGGAUACGGUGUUGUUGAUUAUGAGGAUAUGUGUUGAUUUGUUCUUGGUCGCGAUGACUCUUUUCUUUUCGGUGAGAGGGGAUUCCACGAAGCUGCAAGCGAUAUUGACGGUUGCGGUGUUAGUAGUUUAUAAGCUUUUGCCUUGUGAGAAUGAUGGGUUUCAACCAGCAUUAUUGCAGAGCAUACAAAGUGUUGAGAAUGUUGUAGAUGGGCCUGUGGAUUAUGAGGUUUUAUCUGAACCAAAGUUUGAAUGGGAUACAUAUUAUUCAUGAAUCUUGAUUUCUUCUUCAAUUCUAGAACUGAGAUGUACAGAUAUAUUUGCUUGUGUAUCAGAAGCUUCUUUACUUUUGUGUUCUAGUAAUGCAGUAAAACCUUUUUUUUCUUCUCAAUAAA
This is a messenger RNA of Helianthus annuus (common sunflower), 2710 nucleotides long. RefSeq names its product CSC1-like protein At4g35870. The coding region runs from base 160 to 2589 and encodes 809 amino acids. Gene Ontology annotation, cellular component: plasma membrane. The record is from RefSeq and is a predicted model, not a curated record. The transcript has 2 exons. Gene Ontology annotation, molecular function: calcium-activated cation channel activity. NCBI's taxonomy places the organism in Eukaryota, Viridiplantae, Streptophyta, Magnoliopsida, Asterales, Asteraceae.